Molecule: messenger RNA, 802 nt
Organism: Cladocopium goreaui
Lineage: Eukaryota; Dinophyceae; Suessiales; Symbiodiniaceae
Source: the annotation of a GenBank genome assembly
GAGGAUUAUGAUCAAAUCCGUGAAAUUUCCCAAUGCGGGCGGAGAUGAUGACACUGCCGCCUUCUUCGACGGGGUCUUCGCGGGCCGCUGGAUGAGUUCGGUGGGAGAGCCUCGAGGUGAAGAAGAUAUCGAUGAUUAUCAUUCGGAAGUGCAUCCGAAAGAUGAAGGCAGAGUUGAUGCGACAGCGCCGGUCUGUGGUGAGAUCCAAAGAUAUGAAGAUCUUUGGACGAUGCUCAUGGAAAGUCAACUCGCACAGGAUGUCACCGUCUAUGUGCAGACAUGUGGGACCACCGCAUGUUUCGCUCUAUGCUUGGACCUGUUGCCGCACCAGAUCUCGGCGAUGGCCCAUAUCACCUCAAUUCUCCAGAUGUGUUGUAGCUAUGCGGAGACGCGACCAGCACAGCAAGAGGCCUACAAACAGCUGAAGGCUCACCUCGAUAAGGUCACCUAUUUGCAGCGGAAGCUCUUGAGCCAAAAACGGCGGCGCUCCCGCUCGCGCGGCGUCCGGGUCAUGCCAGCGAUCCUGUCCAGUGGCCAUGGACAUGGCACACAGGAAUCGGAGCUGGAAGGGUCAGCGUUAGAGGGUGCUGCGCUCGCCUCGCUGCCAGUGAGUAUGCUGAGCCCGGAGGAGAAGAGGGACGAGAAAUCCGCCCAGGAGGACUCCGAUGUGGAGCAGGAGAUCCGGCCCCUGACGCAGGUGCUGAACAGCGUAAUGAACAGCGUCGAGCCAAGACGACCACCCCGAUGUGGCCGACCUGGCUCUAGAGUCGAGGGACGAAUCGGGCUCGCAGUUGGGCCGUGA